Pseudopipra pipra is the source of this 11582-nucleotide messenger RNA. RefSeq names its product myosin XVI (gene MYO16). Gene Ontology annotation, molecular function: cytoskeletal motor activity; ATP binding; actin filament binding. Gene Ontology annotation, biological process: negative regulation of G1/S transition of mitotic cell cycle; phosphatidylinositol 3-kinase/protein kinase B signal transduction; neuron projection morphogenesis. NCBI's taxonomy places the organism in Eukaryota, Metazoa, Chordata, Aves, Passeriformes, Pipridae. The record is from RefSeq and is a predicted model, not a curated record. The coding region runs from base 380 to 6103 and encodes 1907 amino acids. Gene Ontology annotation, cellular component: nucleoplasm; perinuclear region of cytoplasm; myosin complex. The transcript is spliced from 36 exons.
AUUAACUAGCAGGACUGUGAAAACCGCAGUGCAGCAGCACACCUCAGUGCUGGAAGAAUGUGGCUGCAAGUGCACACCAAUUAAAUCUUUCUAUUCCAGGGAUGUGGGAUUAGGAGCGGUGUCAAUCAAUUGUGCUACAAUAGCACGUGCAGCAGUCAUGGUUCAAGACGCACAGAGGUUUAUCGUAACUCCAGCAGCCGGGUGAGGAUGACUUGGAAGCCUCUGCAAGAUCCUGGAACAGAACCUGCAUUAAAUAAUGUAUUCUGAGGUAUACUGGAUACCUGAGGAAGGGCUUUAAAUAAUGCAUUUUCUGGGCAUGACAGUUGUAGCAGAAGAGAAUGCUGAAACCUGUAGCAAGACUACAGCCUGAGAUGAAAGAAUGUCUCAUUACCAUUUUAUCAAAUGCUGCUGUUUCCAGCUAUGUAAUGUUUUUCGGACCCAUGAGAUGGAAAUUGAGCAGUGCUUGCUGGAAUCCCUCCCUCUUGGCCAGCGGCAGCGGCUGGUGAAGCGGAUGCGCUGUGACCAAAUAAAGGCAUAUUAUGAACGAGAAAAAGCUUUCCAGAAACGGGAGGGCUAUGUGAAAAAACUGAAACAUGGAAAGAAUCAUCGAGUUCGUUUUAAUCUUGCUGAUAUGAUACAGGAUGCGAUCAUACGUCACGAUGAUAAAGAAGUGUUACGGCUAUUGAAGGAUGGUGCUGACCCUCAUCUGCUUGUUUCCUCAGGAGGCUCCUUGCUCCAUCUGUGUGCUCGCUACGAUAAUGCAUUUGCUGCAGAAAUUCUAAUUGACAGAGGAGUGAAUGUAAAUCAUCAAGAUGAGGAUUUUUGGACAUCAAUGCAUGUAGCCUGUGCCUGUGAUAAUCCUGAUAUUGUCCUACUGCUGCUACUAGCUGGAGCAAAUGUGCUUCUGCAAGAUGUUAAUGGAAAUAUUGCACUUGAUUAUGCUGUAGAAGGGACUGAAUCUAGCAGCAUCCUUCUGAUGUACUUGGAAGAAAAUGGUGUAGAGCUGAAUUCAUUGCGCCAAAUGAAGAUACAGAGACCUAUGACAAUGCUUACAGAUGUCCAACAGCUUAUAUCAAGUGGAGGAAGUGUGAAUCAAAAGAAUGAUGAGGGAGUUACCCUGCUGCAUGUGGCCUGUGCUAAUGGAUACAAGAAUGUUGCAUCUCUGAUACUGGAUCAUGGGGCUGAUCUCAAUGUAGUGGAUAAUCAGUACUGGACACCCCUACAUUUAGCUGCAAAGUAUGGACAGACCAGUCUUGUGAAGCUGCUUUUGAUGCACCAGGCAAAUCCCAAUCUUCUUAACUGCAAUAAUGAAAAGCCUUCAGAUGUUGCAGCUUCUGAUUUUAUUGAAGAAAUUCUUAUGAAGGCUGAAACUGUUUGGGAGGAAAAAAUGAAAGACCCUUUAGCUGUUUCUACUUUAUCUCAAGAAGAGCCAUAUGAAGAGAUCAUGCAUGAUUUGCCCACAGUUUCCAAUAAACUCAAUCCCCUGGCUUUACCGAUUGCCAAGCAAGACAGUUUGCUGGAGAAAGACACCAUGUUUAAAGAUGCAGCUAAAGCCUUAUAUAAGCAGCAAUCUCAGGACAGUGCCUCUGAAAAUGUCACCGUGAACACCACAACCAAACUUGAACAGAUCAAGCUAAUGCCUCCAGCUCCAAAUGAUGACCUGGCUUCUCUGAGUGAGCUAACAGACAGCAGCCUGCUUUAUGAGAUUCAGAAGCGCUUCAAUAAUAAUCAGAUAUAUACCUACAUUGGUGAUAUACUGUUGCUUGUUAACCCAUUUAAAGAACUUCCUAUUUAUUCUACUAUGGUCACCCAGCUUUAUUUAAGUAACUCUGGAAAAUUGUGUUCCUCACUUCCCCCACAUAUAUUUUCCUGUGCUGAAAGAGCUUACCACAUGCUAUUCCAGGAGCAGCGUCCCCAGUGCUUUAUCCUCAGUGGAGAAAGUGGUUCUGGGAAGACUGAAGCCUGCAAACAGAUAGUGAAACACCUCACUUGCAGAGCCAGCUCCAGCAGAAAUACCUUUGAUACAAAGAUAAAACACGUAAACUGUAUCUUGGAGGCCUUUGGACAUGCUAAGACACCAUUGAAUGAUUAUUCCAGCUGUUUUAUAAAGUAUUUUGAGCUACAGUUUUGUGAGAGAAAAAAAACAUUAGUUGCAGCUAGGAUUUAUACAUACAUGUUGGAGAAGUCUCGUGUCAUUAUCCAGCCUCUCAACCAGAGUAAUUUUCACGUUUUUUACUUGAUGAUGGAUGGGCUGUCUUCUGAAGAAAAAUACACCCUGUACCUCAGUAAUUUGUCUGCACACAGGUAUCUAAGCCAGACUGUACUGGAAGAGACGAUGUCAACAGCCAACCCUCAAAACAGGGAGAAAUUAAUCCUACUAAAACAAGCUCUAGGUGCUCUGGGAUUUAAUAGCCUGGAGGUGGAGAACCUGUUUGUAAUUCUCUCAGCGAUUCUGCAUCUUGGAGACAUUCGCUUUACGGCUCUGACAGACGCUGAGACAGCAUUUGUGUCAGACCUGCAGCUACUGGAACAAGUGGCAGGAAUGCUACAGGUUUCACCGGAUGAGCUCGCUUCAGCCUUAACAACUGAUGUUCAGUAUUUUAAAGGAGACAUGAUUGUACGGAGGCACACUAUAGAGAUUGCAGAUUUUUAUCGGGAUCUCUUGGCAAAAUCCCUAUAUGGUCGUCUAUUUAGCUUUUUAGUCAACACAAUCAACUGCUAUCUUCAAAAUCAAGAUGACACUGACAGUGACCAGGUGUUUGAAAUUGGAGUAUUAGAUAUUUUUGGAUUUGAAGAAUUUCAAAAGAAUACUUUUGAACAGCUGUGUGUCAACAUGACCAAUGAGAAGAUACACCAGUACAUCAAUGAAGUGCUUUUCUUACAAGAGCAAGCUGAAUGUGUACAAGAGGGAGUUGCCAUGGAAACAGUGUAUUCUCCUGGUAACCAUACUGCAGCCUUGGAUUUUUUCUUUCAGAAACCAUCAGGCUUUUUGUCAAUGCUGGAUGAAGAAAGCCAAUCUGUUUGGUCAGUGGAACAAAGUCUUUCUAAACGCAUUCAGUGUUACCUGGAUACAUCAGACACAAAUACAGUAUAUUCCUCAACAAAAGAUGGAAAUGGUAACCUUGCCCCAAAGGAUCUGGGCUCCACCUUCACUGUUAUGCAUUAUGCUGGGAGGGUUACUUAUGAAAUUGCUGGUGCGAUAGAAAAAAACAAAGAUUCCCUUUCACAAAAUCUCGUAUUUGUAAUGAAAACUAGUGAAAAUGUAGUCAUCAAUCAAUUGUUCCAGUCCAAACUGACACAAACUGGAUCACUUGUUCCUCCAUAUCAUUCCCUUAAAAUCAAAGGGUGUAAAGCAGCUUUGCUGAGUAAAAAAACAUCUGUAGUCUGUGCAAGUGGAGAAACAAAAAAAUAUAUUGAGCUCAGCAAGCUGUUGAAAAAGAAAGGAACAUCCUCAUUUCUUCAGAGACUGGAACGAGGGGGCCCAACCACUGUGGCAAUACAGCUCAGGAAAUCACUUGCAGAUAUUAUUGGGAAGCUGCAGAAUUGCACGCCUCAUUCCGUUCAUUGUAUAAAGCCUAAUAACUCCAAGUUGCCAGAUAUUUUUGACAACUUUUAUGUGUCUGCUCAGCUGCAGUAUAUUGGUGUCCUAGACAUGGUCAAAAUCAUACGACAUGGAUAUCCAAUACGUCUCUCUUUCACAGACUUCUUGUCAAGGUAUAAAGAUUUGGCUGAUACAGCAGCAGGAGAGAAGAAGUUGUCUGCCAAGGAGAGAUGUCGUCUUGUUCUUCAGCAGUGUAAAUUACAAGGCUGGCAGAUAGGAGUCCGAAAAGUGUUUCUUAAGUACUGGCAAGCUGACCAUCUCCACGAUUUGUGUCUUCAGCUUCAGAAGAAAAUUAUAACCUGCCAAAAAGUUGUCAGAGGAUUUCUAGCUCGCCAGCGCUUGCUACAGAAGAUGAGCAUCAAACAGCAAGAGGUCACCUCAAUCAAAAGCUUCUUGCAGAAUGCUGAGGAUAUGGGAUUGAAAACAUACGACGCCUUGGUUAUUCAAAAUGCUGCUGACAUUGCCCGGGAAAAUGACCGUCUCCGCAAUGAGAUGAAUGCUGCUUACCACAGGGAAAAGUCAGAGGCUAGAAAUAGGCCAGAAGAAGGCCACAAAAGAGCUGAAGACAAGGGUGGGAAGGUCUCUGAGGACAGCUUUGCCGGCUGUCGAACGCCUAAGCACUUUCAUUCCAGUUCCGUCCCUGUCCCCAUGGCAGUGGACAGCUUGGUACAUUCUGUGACUGGGUCAUCCAUCAGAUCUCCCUCCCUGCACUCUGUUUUCAGCAUGGACGAUAGCAAUAGCCUGCCAUCACCAAGGAAACAGCCUCCUCCCAAACCAAAGAGGGACCCCAACACACGACUGAGUGCCUCCUAUGAGGCUGUUAGUGCUUGCUUGUCGGCAGCUUCUAAGGAAACGGCUAAUGAAGUACUGACCCGUCCAAGGCCACACAGUGAUGACUAUAGUACCAUGAAAAAAAUACCUCCCAGAAAACCAAAACGAAGUCCCAAUACAAAACUUAGUGGGUCUUAUGAAGAAAUACCUGGCCAAAAGCCUGGGGAUGUAAAAAAAGCAAGCACAGUAGUUAAACCAGGUGGAUAUGACUCUGUGACAGUACAGAGAGCAGCUUCUGGUGAUGGGCCACAACAUGGUGUGUUGAAUCUCUGUAUGUCGCAAGAAGAGGAGGAAAAUGAGCCUGUCUAUAUUGAAAUGGUAGGGAAUGCAAUCAAAAGCAGUUCUGCUGAAGGAGAAAGUCCAGAACAAGGAGAAUCUGUAUAUGAAGAAAUGAAGUAUUUUCUACCAGAAGAAGGAAGCAAUGGUAAUGGAAUAAUUCCAAUAGUGACUGGAUCUCCUCCUCUGUUGUUUGAAAGCAAAAAAAAUGUUAAUGUUGAAGAUGGAACAUUGGAUGGAAACAGCCAAGCAGCUUUGAUCUAUAAAGACUCCUGUGACAUUCCAGCCCCUUUCCCUAACUUGCUCCCCCACAGACCACCACUUCUUGUAUUCCCUCCAACCCCUGUCACAUGUUCACCUGCUUCUGAUGAAUCACCUUUAACACCACUAGAGGUCAAAAAGCUUCCUGUCUUGGAAACCAACCUAAAAUACCCUGUGCAGUCAGAAGGCUCAAGUCCAUUAUCACCUCAAUACUCCAAAGGCCAAAAAGGGGAGAAUGAAAGACCAGCAUCUCCAGGCUUGGUGGUGUUCAAUGUUUCCAGCAGAGUGACUCCACCUUCCACACCACCUCCUCCUCUCCCACCACCCCCUCCUCCUGUACCACCUCCUAUUUCCUACCGGGCUUCCACACAUUUUGCAUCUCCUCCAGAGACUUGCUCUAGUUUUCUGAUUAAUACAGGGAAAGCAGGUACAAACUCAGAUCUGUCAAAAGUACCUCAGAGACCCAAUCCUGCUCAGCUUGGAUGCUCAUCUUCUCCAUUCUCCAAACUGCCUUACUCCCCGAAGGUGGCAAGAGCAGAUCACAGGAAAUUGAACUCAAAUUCAUCAUCUUCAUUUCCAUACAGCCCUACAAACUCAAGGUCAUUGACCAGUCCCCUUGAUGAGUUAACUAGCUUGUUCAACUCAGGACGGAGCGUGCUACGAAAAUCUGCAGCAGGACGUAAGAUCAGGGAGCCAGAAGGUGCUGAAACUAAUCUGAACUUGAGAAGCAGGGAAGAUCCAAAUACAUCAGAUACUGGAUCAGAAACGCAGGAUAAAAAUGCAAAUAACCAUGGAACCCAGUCAUCUAAUCCACUGUCCAGUUUGGUGACUGCUGAAAAUGGAAAUUCAGUAUCAAAUGGUUUACCAGAGGAAAAUGAAUAUUCAAGACUGUCUGCCAGCACUACAGCAGGCUCAUCAAUUCACAGACACAGGGAGAGCCACACUAGUCAGGUUAUUCAUCAGCUUAGACUUUCAGAGAAUGAGAGUGUGGCUCUGCAAGAGCUUCUAGAUUGGAGGAGAAAACUAUGUGAAGAGAGAGAAGACUGGCAGCAAAUCUUGCACAACACUGAGCAAAGAAACACAGCUCCACCUCCACCCCCUUGUAAGAAGCCGACAUUGCUGAAGAAGCCUUGACAUGAAGGCACAUGAAGAUUGAGAGCAGCCCUGAGGAGAAGGAUUUGGGGAUGUUGGUUGACAAGAAGUUCAACAUGACCCAUCAAUGUCCACUUGCCAUCUGGAAAGCCAACCAUGUCCUGAACUACAUCAAAAGCAGCAUGGCCAGCAGGUCAAAGGAAGUGAUCCUCCCCCUCUACUCUGCCCUUGUGAUACUCCACCUGGAGUACUUCAUUGAGCUCUGGGGUCCCCAGCACGGAAAGGACAUGAAUUGUUGGAAUCAGUCUGGAGGAAGAAGAUGAUCAGAGGGCUGGAGCUCCUCUCCUAUGAGAGCAGCAAGAGAGAGUUGGGAUUGUUCAUCCUGGAGAGAGAAGAGAGACUUUAUAGCACUUUGCAGUACUUAAAGGGGGCCUGUACAAGAGAGCUGGAGAAGGACUUUUACAAAGGCAUGUAAAAGUCUUUAAACUGAAAGAGCAUAGACUUAGAUUAGAUAUCAGGAAGAAAUUCUUUACAAUGAGGGUGGUGAGACACUGGAAGAGGUUUCCCAGAGACAUUGUGGAUGUCCCAUUCAUGGAAGUAUUUGAGACCAGGUUGGAUAGGGAUUUGGGCACACUUUUGUCUAGCGGAAGGUGUCCCUGCCCAUGGCAUAGGAAGUUGGAACCAGGUGAUCUUUAAGGUUCCUUCCAUCCCAAACUAUUCUGUCAUUCUAUGAUAUCACCUUUAAAAUAUGAUAAGGUAAACCUCUGUAAUCAUUCAGCUUUCAAGGUCAGUGAGACUUGCUGAGCUGUGAUAACUCUCUAGCAGGUGAUGAAGCCAUGAACUCAUUUCCCCACAGGAUUUCAAACUGCCACCAAGUUGUAGCAAAAGUGCUCACUUAGUAUAAGCACUGAAUGUUACUAUAUAUAUAGAAGACAAAAGACAUGCUGCUGCUUUCAUAAAGGCUCUUCUCAAUUAUAAAUGGGUACUUAAUAGAUAAGAGAAUGUCUCUCACCUUUCCUGAGAUUAGUUGGUCUUGAAGAGGCUAUUUCAUUAUCAGAAACAAGUGGGAACUACCACAGAAAAUCUUUCCCACAGCUUGUUGGGGUCAAGUGACUAGCUCUGAGAACUCAUUAUGGCCUCUAAUAAAAGCAUAGCUCCUUGUUUCUAAUUGCAGAACCUAGUUCAGCACAAUUCCUAAUUUAAACACAUGUAAAUACAUAGAGGGGUAUAAAACCCACAGGUUAUGACCAAGAGCACUUGCAACUGGAAAGGGUCACUGGAAGUUUCUGAUUUCAAUCUGAUCAUUGACCUCCAUAGUAGUGAACUUUAUGCAAAGUGUGCCCUGAAAACUUUGGUAGGCAAGAUGCUUGUGGGUUUGGAAGUUUUUCUUUUCCCCCUGCUUACAAAGUAAAAUAACUCAGUUUAAAACCUCAGACGUUAACCUGUAGUGAAGUGCAAAUGUGAAAAAGUGAGCAAGCAGGAUCAGCACAGAUAAAGAUUCAGUGGAAGUCAUAAGUGUUUUUGCUGUAGAUUGUGCAAGACGUGGCUGAAAUUUACUCCUGAAGGGUAGUUUGGUUCUGGGAGUUGGCAGGAACAUUCUUAUCUCAUAGAUCUGCUCAUUCCAUAUGCUUAGUUUUACCUGCUCUUUUUAAAGACAAAAAAAAGCAGUUUACCUACUUUUAGAACUCCUAAACAGUCAACACAUAAACAAAUAACUGUACAAUCAUUUUUCCAGUGUGCUUCAUCAUUUCACUUCAGCUCAGUUGAAUCACUGAGAAUUUUUGCAGUGGAAAUCAGGAUAACUACUAAUCAACAAUUUAUUCUUCAAAAAUUUAAGUCUGCAUGUGUUCAGUAAGGCAGGCUAAGUUGUCUCUGCACUUCUGAAAAACACUCCCAUUAUUUAUCAAUAUGAUGAAAGACAAUUUGUUCCCCUCAUUUGACUCUCACCUCCUACACAGAUAGAAAUACUUGUACUUCUACAGUGCUGUUCCUAGUGUACAACAAGACAUCUACUAACAUUUUUGAGGCACCUAUUGAACAUACUUGGUGCUUCAGAUUCUUUUACAGUAUAAGAGACAUAACUCCUGUAGCAUAACAGGAUAAUUAGUAAAUUCACAGCUCUGUGAAUGUUAAUGUCAUAAACUGUUAAUACACAGUAUGAUCUGAAGGAUUGUGAUUGAGAUGAAAUCUCUUUCCCAGUCAUACAGACCACUGUGCACUCACACUCAUCAUGUUAUGAGGAAUAAGAGUUUCAAAACUGUCAUCUUGUCGCUAUGAAACCAUAUCUUCACCCUAAGCUUACUUGUGUUCUUUCAAAAGAAGCUGCAUUAGCACCUGAAGGGAACUGUAUACUAUGAAAUAAGAAUAGAAUGACAUUAACCACAAAGUUCCGAUGGUUUAUUAGAUGCCAACAAAUAAAAACAACUUGGAACCUUUCUGCUUUCAGUUCUUACCACUUUUCAUUCAAAUUGAAGUUUUAACCAUUCAGGAUCAGUAUAAAAUGGAGUUGAAGAAACAUUUCUACUUCAUUAUGUGCAGCAAAAAAGGAUAGUAGAACAGAGAACUAUUUUCCAUCUCUCCUCUGGAUAUGGUCAUUAUUUACUGUAGGCUGUUUUGUAACACAGUGACCAUCUGUCAGUAAGCACUGAAAACACUCAAUCAUGCAGGCUGUUACUGUUAAAAUGCCACAAUCAGUGACUACUGUGAGGGAUUUUUUUUUUCUCUAAGAACAAUUACAUAUUUAGAAGGCCAAAUUUACUCUCAUUAAAUUUGAUAUAAAUCCUGAUCUGCUCCACUGGAAUCCAGGUAUCAUCUCUAGAUUUAUAGCAGUGUAGCAAAUAUCAGUCUUUGACCCAGACCUUUAAUUGGAGAAUACCAGAGAAAGAGCUCCUUUUCAAUUAGUUUUUUUAAAUAUAUGUGGUGGAAAAAAAAUACACUUAACUUAAAUUACAUAAUGAAAAGAACUGGAACCAUGUUUUCUUCCCAUAUUGAAGGGAUAGCUCAAAAUUAUGAUCUGCUACUCUGCAGAAAGGUACAUAUAAUUGUUUUUCAAGAGGUUCAGUUUGCAGUUACAUUAAUUAAGCUGUUCAUUUGAAUGUUGCAUCCCAUUUCUUUGUGUACACUUGGUCAGGAGCAUAGACACUCAAAUGAACCCGCAGCUGCAGUAGCAGACCCAGUAUCACAACUGGGUUGAUUCUGCACAAAUCCCUAUAAUUAAACCCUUCAGGGAAAGUCUGGAAUGAGAUUUGUUCAAAUGCAGCCAUGUGAUUACAAGUGUAUCAUUAACAUUUUUUUUUUAAUAUAUAUAAAGGGAAGUGGUGCCCUCAGGGUGGCAGAAUGAGAAAUAUGGCCUACACAUUGAAAGUCAUAUGCUAUACAAGGAUGGGAAAAUAUUUCUUAAUUGAAAACCCCCCUGUCCAUAUAAUUUGUUAUGACCAUGGGUUAUAAUUACUUAGCCUACUAAAAUGCUUAACCCGGUUGAUGAUUUAGUUAGUAUCAGACAUUUCAACUGAAAGAGGAAUAGGAAGGCAAAAUGAGGGAGUGAUAGGGGAACUCUAAUCUUGAAAGAAGUUGAGUAUUUCUAAGAAGUCUUUGGCAACCCACAAGUUUCUUGGGCUACUGAGGAACUUGCAGAUGCUCUGCAUUUCACAUAGAAGUAUCUGACAUAAGGAUCUCAUCUUUAUGGUUGCUACCUUAGAAGCCGCAUUCCCUCAUUAAGUCACAUCACUUGUUUCCUACUUCUCUUUGGUACCAUGCUGGCAAAUAUCACAUGGCACCCAGACUUUCAAAAUAGGUAAGCUGCAUGCAAGAAGUCUAAUGCUCCUCACUGUUUCUGAAGCCACCCUGAAGGGUGGUCAGACAUUGGAACAGGCUGCCCAGGGAAGUGGUGGAUUCACCAUCCCUGGAAGUGCUCAAGAAAUGACUGGACAUGGCACUUAGUGCCAUGGUUUAGUUGAAAAAGUGGUGGUUGGUCAAAGGCUGGACUCAAUGAUCUUGGAGGUCUUUUCCAACAUUGAUUACUCUGUGAUUCUAUGUGUGAGACAGUAGGCAAGGCUUGAACAUAGAAGGAACAAAGGGAAUAUGCUAGCAUUCAGUCUGGCAGGAAGGGCACAGUUCUGCAUGUUCCUUCCCUCCUUUAUGCCCAACAUGGAGUAGGAGGAGGGAAAGAAAUUAAGCUGCUAGUGUCAUGUGGCCUGACAAAAUCAUGGUCAUUGGAAUGGCACCUGCCUGUACUCACAGGUAGCUGGGUAUGAGUAGCUAGAUGAACGAUCAGAAGCAUUUGCUUUGAAACUUGCUAUAUCCAGGUCUUCACAACUUCUCAGUGCCCAGAAGCAAAGGUCUUCUGAAAGCAACUGCACCUGCCCACCCCUCUGCCCUUGUCUCAAGAAAGCAUGAUAGCCACACUCCCAAAGGGCUGCCAGGUAUCACUUUGCAGCUGCACGCAACUACCUGUCCUUAGAAUAUUAAACCUUUACUUCUAUCAAGCACUAGUAUUUUGUAGGCUGUGUAGGCCUGGAGAGAUCACUUAACCAAUUUGCAGGAUGAAUGUAUCCUUUGCUUGAUUUUUUUCCCAGUUUGUGAGCUUCCUGUGAACUGACUGUAAUUUAUCCAAACCUGUAUAUCACUCACAGUUGUUUGUCAGCCAUUCAUUUAAACAAAUUACAUCCUGUGGCAGUCAAGCUCCACAGUCAGUCAUUUUUGGCAACAUGUGACUGGUUCCUUAAGUCACAAGGGAUUUUACUUCAAUAUUCCACUCAGAUGACAUAAGCUUUACAAACAGACACAAGCUUGAUUAUGUUGCUAGGCUUUGAGACAUAGGCUGAGAAAGGUAGGAGCAUGGUAAGCAGGGCACUCCCCCAGCCACAUAGAAGACAAGGACUGGUUUGUUGGCCAGUUGUCUUCAGGUGCAACUUUCACCUCAAACAUGGUAAUAAUUCAGGGAGCCCUAAGCAGCAGAUUUCCGAGGGCUUGUGGUUGUGACUAUUGAAAAUAAUUGUUCAAAAGAAUUGUUAACACAUAGCAAAAUGAUUUAUGGAAAUAAUAGUAAAUAAGCCUUGGAGAGGUUCCAAAUAAAUUUUACUUUGUCUCUUCCUUUAUAUAAAUAUUGCCUUUAGCUUCUUAUGCAACUGCUUACUAUUACUAUACAGGACAUUGUAUUUACUGUGCUUUUGUUAAAUUAUACAUAAUCUGACAAUAGAGGGGCUGAUGAGUCAUCUUAGGUUAAGACACAACACUGUAUGACAUUUAGCUUUUGUGAUAUGAUGAGGUAAUGUGACAUGAUAUGAGCAUAUGCCAUGAACCAAAGGUCAAAAUAGAUUCAAAUGGAUACACCUACUUUCAGCCUGGCCAGUCACUGUCAAUAUAUGAAAAAGUCUUCCAGACCAAACACAUGUUUCUGACAACCAUUGACGGUAAUGCUGUAGAUGUAUUAAUUAAUUGGCAGCAAAGUUUACCACCGACAUAUCUGUAACAUCUUUCUACCUAAUGGAAAUUGAUUAGAAAAUAUUUCUUCUCCUCAGAA